Maudiozyma barnettii is the source of this 828-nucleotide messenger RNA. RefSeq lists its product as uncharacterized. The coding region runs from base 1 to 828 and encodes 275 amino acids. The transcript has a single exon. NCBI's taxonomy places the organism in Eukaryota, Fungi, Ascomycota, Saccharomycetes, Saccharomycetales, Saccharomycetaceae. The record is from RefSeq and is a predicted model, not a curated record.
AUGAAUAUGGAGAGUAGGGGAUAUGUAUGGUAUGCUUUAACUGCUCUUAAGUCAGCUAGAACGGGUUUUCAAAUGAAGGGUUUAGUUGAAAGUUGUAAGGAUUGGUCUAAGGACGGUAAAAGCGGGAAGACAGAUUGUUUAUGGGGAGCACUUGACACUGCUAUCACAUUAGGCAUGCUCGCUACCUCAGGCUGGGAAAUAUAUGUUGCAAUUGGGCUUUGGAUGGCUGCAAGUGGUUCUACACUUCCUGGCAUCUCAAAAAGGGAAAACGGUGGAGUUCAAUCUUAUGUAGACACUUAUGAUAUUCAAUCCGUGCAACAGUAUAUUUCUAAUGUAACUGGUCUACCAACUACAACCAUUUUGCUCGUAAACGGGUCCGCUCUUAAAAACGACCAAACAGGAUGGCCAGUCCAUGCCUCUUGGAGUCAUUCUGGAACCGCUCAUUUAUACAGUUUAAUGUCCAUCAAUGGGAACAUAACAGCUAUGAGAAUCGGGGGCUGGGAUAAAGAUUUACAGAAACAUGAUGAACAAUUCAAUUUGGAAAACUUUAGCUCUGGUCGUAUCGAGAGUCACUGUAAUAGGGUAGGAAAAAACGUGGAUUCUAUUGAUGCCAAUAACGAUUUUGGAACUUUAGAUCACCAAGUAAGUUGUGCAUUCGAUCUUGAAUCACAUGAAUAUAUUUGGUAUUUAUAUGAUUUUAAUAACAAAAUAAAUAUCGGAGAAGGUACGGUUGCAGCAUUCCAAUACUCAACCUAUGAUCAAGAUGAAUUAAAAAACUGGGAUUUAAUAUCUGAAGAUGGACCUUCAAGAACAUGCAGAGAAGCAUGA